AGGAGGAUCGUUUAGUCCAUUCAUCACUCACCUCUCCCACCAAUAUAUACAUACACAUCCCCUGUAUCUAUACAUCUCUAUUUUCCAAAAAUAUAUUUCAAAAUAAUCCGAAAAAAAUGCAUGAUCCAGGUAUGGAAUUACUUCCCCCAUUCUCAUCACCAACAAUCUCAUCAAUCUCAUCUUCCGAUCUCGACACUGAAUCCACCGGAUCUUUCUUCCAUGACCGGAGCAUAUCUUUAGGCACACUUAUGGGCGUCGGAACUACUUUUCCGAUCAUCACCGGAACUCCGGCCACUCAGGCGACUCCGAUUCCGGUUAAUUAUACUCCAGGCGGAUUUUCCGGUUACCGGAGACGUCGCCGGAGUAAUACCGAUGCGGUGGUGGAGAGGCGGAGGAAGCGGUUACGACGACGGCGGUGGUGGUGGUUAUGUAGCGGUGAUGAUUUUUUGAAACCGUCGUCAUUAGGUGAGUUUUUGGAGGUUGAAAGACGGUUUGGUGAAGAAGCUGUGUUUGGAUGUGAAACGGUGUCGUUUGGUGAUAAUGCUGAUGUUAAUAGGAAUGGUAAUAAUAAUAAUAAUAAUAAUAAUAGCAAUGGUGAAGGAAUGUUGUUUGCUGAUGGUAGGGUUUUGCCUCCACCGCAAAAGGCGGAGGAAUGUGAUGGCGAAACGACAUCGGUUUGUUCGUUUUGUCCGUUUUCGGUUUCGCUUGCUGGAAUUUGUACUAGUGGUGGAUGAGAUUUUUUUUUUUUAUAAAUUGUUUUGGGGAAAACUGUAUGUAUAUGUAGGAAAUGAAAUGAUGAGAUAUUGUAGCUAACGGAAUUGAUAUCAUUGUUAUUGUCGUUAUUAUUGUAGCUCUCUGAUUCUAUUUAUAAAAAAAGUUAAUUGCCCUAAACAUUUGAUUUGAUAGCUAAUACUUAAAAGAUUAUGCAAUUCGAUCUGACUUGUUGUUUUGUAUUGAUUCUUACUUAAUAGAAUGACAUUUUUUAAAAUUUUCUAGUAGCUUAAGAUGGUUUUGAUUUAUGUGAAGAACAGAUGAAACAAGUUGGAGGUGGCUUAGCGGUCUAAACGGAUAAAUGGUUUUAGAAAUUUUUUGAAGUAUUUCCAAGAGGUUCAAGAACGGCUGAAAUGAAAGCAAUAUGCCCACUGCCCAGGGCUAUAGUCGAGGUUUGCUGAGCCUUUGGAGGCGAUGUGAGGGCCCAAACUCGAUGAUUGGCGCUGAAAGUUGUGUAUGGACCAAAGGAUCACGAUUGAUGCGAUGGUUGAAAUUUCUGCGAAGUGUGAAGUGAAGCUAUUACAUCAACUGAUUUAAUCAAGGAUAGUAGCUAAGAUGUAGUUUACUACUUAAAUGAUGUCAUAAUCAAAAAAAGCUAUGGCUGACAGCAAACGUCCUUAAUCACAGGGAUGCUCAUAUUGCUUGCUGAUGUUGUAUGCCUCUUGAUACCAAAAGCAAUUGGGUGAAGAUGUCGUGUGUCAACUGUCCUUGCUGAUCACACUCAAGUGAAUCGAGUUGAACGAGUCUAUAAUCUCUUUAGCAAUCUAAAGGCCUCAUAUCUGAAUUUAUUCAACUAAAAGGUUGUGGGUUCAAAUCGUGUAGUUAACAUAUUCAUAAAUUUAUUCAUGAGGUGUUGAUAUUGACUAUCUGAAUUAAGUCGUAUUUUUCUUUUUGAAAA
Erigeron canadensis is the source of this 1669-nucleotide messenger RNA. RefSeq lists its product as uncharacterized. NCBI's taxonomy places the organism in Eukaryota, Viridiplantae, Streptophyta, Magnoliopsida, Asterales, Asteraceae. The record is from RefSeq and is a predicted model, not a curated record. The transcript has 4 exons. The coding region runs from base 117 to 734 and encodes 205 amino acids.